AUGCCAGCUCUCGGGUUGCUGGGUCCAGAUGUGACCCUAGCCGAGCCUAAUAUUGCCAACUUUGAUUCCGACACCACUGGCACCGCCCCGUCAGACAUCGAAGAAAACGUCGAGGAAGAGAUCCAAGACUUGGCCAAGCGUCUGACCUCAUUAUCUCAUGGAGAUCGCCACUCAUUGUUUCCUGAGCCCUCCGACCCGACCAUCGACCCCAAGAACCCGGACUUCAACGCUCGGAAGUGGGCCGCAGCAUUCUACAAGCUCCAGACCAGAGCUCUUCUCGGUAACGCACCGAACACGGUUGGCCUGGCUUUCAGCAACCUGCAGGUUUAUGGACUGGGCACCACCAUGGACUACCAAAAGACAGUCGGGAACUUCUUCUUGGAGGCUGCAGCGCUGGCUUCGUGGAUUCUACCGUCGAGGAAAAAACAGCGGAUCGAUAUCUUGCACGGUCUGGAGGGCGUUAUCCAAAGUGGGGAGAUGCUCGCCGUCCUGGGACCUCCGGGGUCUGGCUGCACGACUCUGUUGAAAACUAUCGCGGGCGAGACACACGGCUUCUACGUAGCCGACGGCGCGACCCUCAACUACCAAGGAAUCUCAAGCGAGGAGAUGCAGACGACUUUCAAAGGAGAGGCCAUUUACACGGCAGAAUUCGACCAUCACUUCCCCUUCCUGACUGUUGGCGAGACUCUUUACUUCGCUGCUCGGGCCCGCUGCCCUCAGAACAUGGAUCUUCCAGAUGGCAUCUCGAAACACCAGUACGCUGAGCACCUUCGUGAUGUUGUCAUGGCGCUUCUCGGCAUCUCCCAUACCAAAAACACACGGGUCGGAGACGACUUUGUGCGCGGCGUGAGCGGGGGGGAAAGGAAGCGGGUCAGCAUCGCCGAAGCAGUGCUGAGCUAUGCUCCCCUUCAGUGCUGGGACAAUAGUACUCGAGGCCUUGAUUCCGCCAAUGCCAUCGAGUUUUGCCGCACCCUUCGGAUGCAGGCCGACGUCUUUGGAUGCAGUUCUGCAGUGGCCAUUUACCAGGCACCACAGGAAGCAUAUGAUCUCUUCGACAAGGUCAUUGUUCUGUAUGAGGGCCGUCAGAUCUUCUUUGGCAAGUCCACCGACGCUCAGGCAUACUUCGAAGGGCUUGGAUUUCAGUGUCCCGAGCAGAAGACCACGCCCGACUUUCUUACUUCGAUGACGAGCUUUUCCGAAAGGGUCGUACGGCCGGGCUGGAAAGGUCCAACACCACCGCGGAGUCCCGAUGAGUUCGCCCGAGCUUGGAAAGCCAGCCAGCACCGGCAGCGCCUACUGGUCGAGAUCGACAAGUUCGAACACGAGUUUCCCUUUGGCGGGGACACCCACAAGCAGUUUUCCGCCACACGGAGAGCUCAUCAAUCGAAACGACAGAGACCUUCUUCGCCCUACACUUUGUCGUUUCUUCAGCAGAUCAAUCUGAAUCUGUGGCGUAGCUUCAAGCUCCUGAUCAGCGAGCCGUGGAUGACCAUCACCAUGCUAACAACAAACUUCUUCGAAUCCCUGAUCAUCUCGAGUAUUUUCUACAACCUGUCUCCCACAGCAUCCAGCAUGUACCAGCGGCUUCUCGUAAUCUUCUACAGUAUCCUGAUCAACGCCAUGGGCAGCAUUCUAGAGAUUCUCACCCUUUACGGCAAACGAAAGAUCGUCGAAAAGCAUGCCCGAUACGCUCUUUACCAUCCAAGUGCGGAGGCGGUCGCCGCCAUGGUUGUCGAUGUUCCGUACAAGCUCCUGAACUCCCUGUUCAUCAACGUUCCGAUCUACUUCAUGGCAAAUCUACGCCGCGAGUCUGCCGGGCCGUUCUUCUUUUUUCUCCUCAUAUCCUUCAGCGUUACGCUUUCCAUGUCAAUGAUCUUCCGGUUCCUCGGCUCCGUCACCAAAACGGCGUCGCAGGCUUUGGCGCCCUCGACCGUCAUCCUGCUGGCUUUGAUGCUGUUUAGCGGGUUUGCCAUUCCGCAAACAUACCUGAAGGACUGGAUAGGCUGGAUCCGCUGGAUAAACCCCGUGUACUACGCACAGGAGAGUCUAGCGCUGAAUGAAUUUGUUGGUCGCGACUUCAGGUGCUCCGAGUUCGUCCCCGGUGGCCCCCGGUAUGACACGUCAUCCAUCCAGCCCAACGAGCGAGUUUGCGACGUCGGAGGAGCAGUUCCGGGCGUCAACUAUGUCGAUGGUGGAGACCAUCUCCGUGUGGUUUACGACUUUGCUGACAGUCAUCGCUGGCGCAACUUUGGCAUCUUGAUUGCCAUCACCGUCUUCUUCAUGCUCCUCUACCUCGUCGCCGUUGAGCUGGUGUCUUCCGAGAGGUCCAAGGGUGAAGUCCUUGUGUUCAGGCGCCGGGCAUUGAAAAACGUGAAGAAGGGAUUCAACGACGACGAAGCGCUUGGCGAAAACCCGCCGCGCCCGGCUGUGCAACAGGUCGACGACAGCGAUAGCCCUGACCUCGCGAAGCAAACGUCUGUCUUCCACUGGAAGGAUGUCUGCUACGACGUCCAAGUCAAGGGAGAGACCCGAAGGAUUCUUAGCAAUGUUGACGGGUGGGUAAAACCGAAGUCCUUGACUGCGCUCAUGGGCGUAUCAGGAGCUGGCAAGACGAGUCUUCUCGACGUGCUAGCUAGCCGUGUCACAAUGGGCGUUGUGAGCGGCGAGAUGCUCGUCGACGGCCGUAUCCGGGACUCUUCCUUCCAGCGCAAGACCGGAUACGUGACGCAACAAGAUUUGCAUCUCCCCACAGCAACCGUCAGAGAAGCCUUGAGCUUCAGCGCACUCUUGCGUCAGCCUCAAAAGUACAGCCGGGAGGAGAAGCUGGCGUACGUCGAUACUGUGAUUGACCUUCUCGGCAUGCAGGAGUAUGCUGAAGCCGUGAUUGGAGAACUGGGCGAGGGGCUUAAUGUCGAGCAGCGCAAACGCUUGACUAUUGGCGUUGAGCUGGUGGCUCGGCCGCAGUUGCUGCUCUUCUUGGACGAACCGACAUCCGGCCUUGACAGCCAGACAUCGUGGUCAGUUUGCGAUUUGAUGGAAAAGUUGACCAAGAGCGGUCAAGCCAUUCUUUGCACCAUUCAUCAGCCAUCAGCAUCGCUGUUCCAGAGAUUCGAUAGAUUGUUGCUGCUUGCCAAAGGCGGUCGGACGGUAUACUUUGGCGACAUCGGCAAGAACUCGCACGUUCUUCUCGACUACUUCAGCCGGAACGGUGCCCCGGAAUUUCAGCCCGGAUCAAACCCCGCCGAGCACAUGCUCGAGGUCAUCGGGGCAGCCCCAAAUGCUCACACGGAUAUCGACUGGCCGACGGUAUGGCGACAGAGUCCGGAGUACCAGGCCGUCCAGAGCGAGCUCAAGAGACUUUCAGAGCACACGGACGAGAAGAACUCGCGGACGGCGACAGAGGACAACGAUCAGUCAGCGUACGCAGAGUUUGCCGCGGGUUUCCGGGUCCAAAUCCACCAGGUGACAAAACGAGUCUUCCAGCAGUAUUGGCGCAGCCCGUCGUACAUCUUGUCGAAAUCCAUCCUGACCAGCGGUUCGGCGCUCUUUAUCGGAUUGACGCUCGUAGGGGGGAGCAACACGGAGCGUGGUCUGCGGAACCAGAUGUUCGGUGUUUUCAUUUUCCUUGCCAUGUUCGCCCAGGUGGUGCAGCAGAUCAUGCCCCUUUUCGUAUCCCAACGCACCAUGUACGAAGCUCGCGAGCGUCCCGCCAAGUCGUAUUCCUGGAAAGCCUUCUUGGCUGCCAAUAUCAUUGUCGAAAUGUUCUGGAACUCGAUCAUGGCUGUCUUCUCUUUCCUGUUCUGGUACUACCCUAUCAGACUUGACCGGAACGCGGCAUGGGCAGAUGCCGUUCACUCUCGCGCCGCCACCUUGUUCUUGAUCUGCUGGGCCUUUUUCCUGUUCUCGAGCACGUUUGCACAUCUCAUGAUUGCCGGGCUGGGCAGUGCUGAGGUCGCGGGCGGCAUCAUGAACUUGUUCUUCAUCCUGAUGUUUGCCUUCUGCGGCGUGCUGGCUGGCCCCAACGAGCUGCCUGGCUUCUGGAUCUUCAUGUACCGCGUCAACCCCUUCACAUACAUCAUGGAAGGGUUCCUCACCGUCGGCCUGGCGAAUGCACCCGUCACGUGUAGCCCGACGGAGCUGCUCACGUUCAGCGCCCCAAGCGGCAGCAGCUGCGGCGAUUACAUGGCCGAGUACAUCCGGAACGUAGGCGGGUACCUCAUCGAUGGCAACGCCAGCGAGUGCCAGUUUUGCGGCAUGGCAGACACCAACGCCUUCUUGUCCAGCAUGAACAUGAGCUUCGAGAAUCGGUGGCGUGAUUUCGGGUUUGUUUGGGCGUUUUGCGUGUUCAACAUCGCCGCGGCGGCGUUUCUGUACUGGGUUGCGCGGGUGCCCAAAAACGAUUUCAAGAAGAAGUGA
Molecule: messenger RNA, 4416 nt
Organism: Colletotrichum destructivum
Lineage: Eukaryota; Fungi; Ascomycota; Sordariomycetes; Glomerellales; Glomerellaceae
Product: Putative AAA+ ATPase domain, CDR ABC transporter, ABC-2 type transporter, transmembrane
Exons: 6
Coding region: 1-4416 (1471 amino acids)
Biological process (GO): transmembrane transport
Cellular component (GO): membrane
Molecular function (GO): ABC-type transporter activity; ATP binding; ATP hydrolysis activity
Source: RefSeq, a predicted model, not a curated record